GCCUGAUUUCCACGCUGUGAGUGAGAAGUAGAGGCGGCAUGUCCCUGAGAGUGAGCGGAGGGUGUGUGCCGGGAGCCGCGCUCUGCUGACUGCCAUGGCGAAGCUCCGGGUGGCUUAUGAAUACUCCGAAGCCGAGGACAAGAGCAUCCGCCUGGGCUUAUUCCUCAUCAUCUCCGCGGUGGUCUCCCUCUUCAUCCUGGGCUUCUGCUGGCUGAACCCGGCGCUGCAGGACCUCCAGGGCAAGACGGCCAACUGCACGGUGCUGUCGGUGCAGCAGAUCGGGGAGACGUUCGAGUGCACGUUCACCUGCGGGAGUGACUGUAAGGGCACGUCCCUGUACCCGUGCCUGCAGAUCUACGUCAACAACUCCGAGUCCAACUCCCGGGCGCUGCUCCACGAGGACGAGCAGCAGCUCAUCAGCAACCCCAAGUGUUCGUACAUUCCUCAUUGUGAGCGAGAAAACCAGAAAAAUUCGGAGAAUGUUCUACAGUGGGAGAAGUAUUGGAACAAGGAGAUUGGGUUCCAGCCCUUUACCUGCUAUUUUAACCAGCAUAGAAGGCCAGAAGAUGUCCUGCUAAAACGGACCCACGAUGAGAAUGUUCUUCUGCACUGUUUCUUGUGGCCACUAGUCACCUUCAUGGUGGGUGUACUGAUUGUGCUUCUCACCAUUUGCGCAAGAAGUCUGGCUGUAAAGGCAGAGGCUAUACAGAAGAGAAAAUUUUCAUAGAGUUUAAAGAUGGAAGCUUCAGUUCAAACCAAAACCCCAAAUACCUAUAGUCCUCUUGUUGCCUCUUCAUCACUAUUUUUCUGAACUUGAUCAUUGAUGAUUCGCAGAACAUGGAAUAUUUUCUCAGCCGUCUUCUAGAUUACUGCUCCCUGUGGGAAGAAUGCCCAGAAAUGCUGAGGACAAAGGCAGAUAUAUACGGAGAAAAGUAAUGACUUGUACUUAGCCAAGUGUAAAGUGAAGCAGUCCAAAAGUUUCAUUUCACCUUUGCGAUAAAAUAUUUUUUAUUUGGUAUGUAAAAUAUCAAAAGAGUUCAGUUUAUUUUGUAUCAUGUACUUCUAAAAUAUUAAAGUGUGCUUUUUUUUAUGUCCUAGCACAGAAUUUUUAUAGGCUUGAUUUUUUUCUUUUUUUUUUCUUUCUCCUUCCCUCAGUUUCAUCUGCUUUUACAGGUCGGAGAUGACUACACAAAUGUCUUUAUAAAAUCUCUCUUGUCCUUGUAGUGACAAUCAGGCAUAUUUCUCUAUAAUGUAUACUUUAUAUUUAGAAACACAUGCAGUUCUUUUCAUUUUCUGAUUAGCCGAUUAAAUACCUACAGAAGUUA
Bufo gargarizans (Asiatic toad) is the source of this 1325-nucleotide messenger RNA. RefSeq names its product potassium calcium-activated channel subfamily M regulatory beta subunit 4 (gene KCNMB4). The transcript is spliced from 3 exons. Gene Ontology annotation, molecular function: potassium channel regulator activity; calcium-activated potassium channel activity. Gene Ontology annotation, biological process: detection of calcium ion; potassium ion transport. Bases 95 to 727 code for a protein of 210 amino acids. The record is from RefSeq and is a predicted model, not a curated record. Gene Ontology annotation, cellular component: voltage-gated potassium channel complex; membrane. Lineage: Eukaryota; Metazoa; Chordata; Amphibia; Anura; Bufonidae.